AUGCCUAAACUGUCUAUCGCCCCCCUCAAUCCUGCGAAACGGCUUUAUCCCGGCGACUCGGGUCAGUUUUCGUACCCUGCUGUCCCGGCAGCGUGUAUCGAUCCCCAUGAGCAGACUCUCUUCGGACGCCGGGCGGGGGAGCUCCAACCCAUAGACGAAGUGCCGAGAACCGAUUCCCAAGAGUGGGGGGGCCAAAUUGCUGCAGCGGCGCGCGCUCUUCUAGAACCAGAAGUGACUCCAGCAAACGAACAGUUGAUUCGGACUCACCAUCCCUCCCUCGGCCCUAUCGAAGGCGUCUGUGUCGUGCGAGAGUCAAGCGAAAAGUCGAUAUGGCUCGUGGCUCCAGAUACCUUUGUCAUUCCGACCACUCAUGCAGCAGGGAGGGAGAUACAUGUUUUCCCCAACGGUAUCCUGGAGCAGAUGGCCCUGAGCCCCCUCAUACCCCUCCAAUGGGAUCCCAUCAACGUCGUGCUGAAUCCCCGCCGAUUCCUCUCCCGUAAUGACCUACACAUGCUUCGAGUCAUGUUUCCAUCUGCAGUGGGAGCCAGAGUCUUCAUUGGCGGGUUCAUCGUCAUACUAUUUAGAUCACAAGCUGACAUCAAGAAAUCAUGGACUCGGGAUGGGCUGGCAUCGGAGUUUGGAACUUUGAGGCUGUUGUAUGACGUGAUUGAAGACUGGGCCUCAAGGGAGGAGGUUUGUGGAGCUUCAGCCAUCGCCUCGACUCCAAAUUCCCUCGACACCCAUGCUUCCCUAGGUCUGAAAGUCCGUUUUGCAAACGGGCAGGAAGCCAUCACAGUUCCAACCCACGCGUUCGUUAAGUUGGGACACCUAAACUCCCGUCCUCUACUACGGAUGGCCGACUGGUACGCGAGAGCAAAGUUGGCUCUCUCGAGACUCGCACCUCUCAAAAGACGCUCUAGCGAGCCGGAUAUCGGGACCCUGCGGUACGAAGAGGCAGGAAAUUCGCCUUUGGGGAAAUCGGUUUAUCUUGCUGGAGAAUCUAAAAAGAUAGGGGUUAUCACGUCGACUUAUGAUCCAGUCUCAUCGGACCUCAUGCGUUUUCCCUCCGGAUUCUUGCACGACCUAUCUCUCGUCACCGCGGAAGAAGGAGGAAGCCUCCCAACAAUAAUCAGCCCCGACGGCACCCCCAGAGUAAAUGGCUGGGGCGAUUACCAGAGAGUGCUCGACGGCGACCCUCUUUUCGUCUUGGCGUUCAAUCUAGCGACUGGUACCCAGGUCCGGAGGACUGGCUGGGGUAUCUUGCCAAACGCAAGGAAGGCUAUUGCAGAGGGAACCGAGUACAUCUGGGAUAAACAGUUAUGCAGCCAAAAUAUCUCUCUACUGUGGAGAACGGAAAUGGUCGGAGAUCACCUGCAGGGAUUUUCCAGCUCAGCGCUCUGCUUGGGAAGCCCUUCAGAUAAGACUUGCGAGGCUGUGUGUUUCCAGAACUUCGAGUUCAAUCUUUCCUCUCGAGAUCUCCUCGCGGUAGACUACCGCGGCGCAUCGCCACGAAGACACCCUCUACCAGUGAUCAAGGGAGGUUUCAUUCUACCAGCAGAAGUUCGGGAAGCUGAAAUCCUUUGCGAAGACAAAGAAGUAUCAGCCGCGCCUGGAACGUUUCCUGGUCAGGAACGAGUAUCGACUGAGCUCAGACGGUCGUUCUUCUCGCAUCGGUAA
Messenger RNA from Penicilliopsis zonata CBS 506.65, 1677 nucleotides. RefSeq lists its product as hypothetical. Lineage: Eukaryota; Fungi; Ascomycota; Eurotiomycetes; Eurotiales; Aspergillaceae. The transcript has 3 exons. Bases 1 to 1677 code for a protein of 558 amino acids. The record is from RefSeq and is a predicted model, not a curated record.